This is a messenger RNA of Cucurbita pepo subsp. pepo (vegetable marrow), 1936 nucleotides long. Its product is annotated as glutamyl-tRNA(Gln) amidotransferase subunit A, chloroplastic/mitochondrial. Gene Ontology annotation, molecular function: glutaminyl-tRNA synthase (glutamine-hydrolyzing) activity. Gene Ontology annotation, cellular component: glutamyl-tRNA(Gln) amidotransferase complex. NCBI's taxonomy places the organism in Eukaryota, Viridiplantae, Streptophyta, Magnoliopsida, Cucurbitales, Cucurbitaceae. Gene Ontology annotation, biological process: translation. The record is from RefSeq and is a predicted model, not a curated record.
UUCGUUACCAGUAUUCCCUGCGCUCGUCAAGCAGCGAACAUGCUAUCCACUCUGCAGCCUCCUCGCUGUUCCCUUUCUCGCUUCCCUCUCCAUCUUCCUUCUAAACCCUUCUUCUUUCACUCCAAACAAACCCCCCUCUCAUCUCCAUAUCCCAUCGCCAAUGCCACUCUCACCGACCAAAUUGCAACUUCCGCUUCUUCCCCAUCUCUUCACUCCCAAAUUCUCUCCAUCCGCCAUUCCCUUCUUUCCCGCCAAUUCACUGCCACCCAACUUGCCGAGUCCUAUCUCAAUCGCCUUCGAGCAUUGGAGCCUCACCUUAAGUCAUUUCUCCACGUCUCUGAAACCGUUCUCUCCGAUGCCCGCGAGAUUGAUGACAAAAUUCUGAGAAAUGAGGAAUUGGGUCCUUUGGCUGGGGUGCUUGUCGGCGUUAAGGACAACAUUUGUACUGCGGGUAUGCCUUCCACUGGUGGGUCUAGGAUUCUCGAUGGGUAUCGACCGCCAUUUGAUGCUACUGCUGUGAGGAGAAUCAAGGAGUUGGGCGGGAUUGUGGUUGGGAAGACUAAUUUGGAUGAGUUUGGAAUGGGUAGUACUACUGAAGCCUCUGCUUUCCAGGUGACUGCAAAUCCGUGGGAUUUGAAAAGGGUCCCGGGAGGAUCAUCAGGAGGCUCCGCUUCAGCUGUUUCUGCUAGGCAGUGUGUGGUGUCUUUAGGAAGUGAUACAGGUGGAAGUGUGCGGCAGCCAGCGUCUUUUUGCGGUGUUGUUGGGUUGAAACCAACGUAUGGUCGUGUCUCAAGAUUUGGACUUAUGGCCUAUGCUUCAUCGCUUGAUGUUAUUGGGUGCUUGGGGACAACAGUGGCUGAUGCUGGGAUUCUUCUACAUGCAAUUUCUGGUCAUGAUACACUUGACGCCACUAGCAGUAAACGAGAAGUUGAUGAUUUCACAUCGCAAUUUACUGCUGUUGAUUCAUUGGAAAGUAAACCCUUGAAGGGAUUGAGGAUUGGCCUAAUUCGUGAAACUCUUGAUAAUGGUGUUGAUGGUGAAGUAAGUUCUGCAAUACGUGCUGCUGCUUCACAUCUUGAAGAACUGGGAUGCUCCAUCAAUGAGGUAUCACUGCCAUCAUUCUCUCUUGGGCUGCCUGCCUAUUACAUUCUUGCAUCAUCUGAAUCAUCUUCAAACUUAGCACGAUAUGAUGGUGUCAGAUAUGGAAAUCAAGCUGUUGCUGAUGAGCUAACUGGCCUAUAUCAAAAUUCCAGAGCAACAGGAUUUGGUUCGGAGGUGAAAAUGAGAAUUUUGAUGGGAACAUACGCUCUCUCUUCUGGUUAUUACGAUGCUUACUACAAGCGUGCUCAGCAGGUGAGAAGCAUUAUUCAGAAAAGCUUCAAGGCAGCAUUAGAUGAAAAUGACAUCUUAAUAUCACCAGCUGCUCCAUCUGCCGCUUAUAAAAUUGGUGAAAAGGUGAAGGAUCCAUUGGCAAUGUAUGCAGGUGACAUCAUGACUGUCAAUGUUAACUUAGCUGGACUACCUGCAUUGGUGUUGCCUUGUGGAUUUGUUAGAGAUGGGUCCUCCGACCUCCCUGUCGGCCUUCAAAUGAUUGGCGCAGCAUUUGACGAGGGAAAGCUUGUUAAAGUGGGACACAUCUUUGAGCAAACUCUUCCAGACUGCAGAUUUGUUCCACCUCUACUAUCGGAUCACAUUGAUCACAUUGAUCACAUUGAUCACAUUGAUCACAUUGAUCACAUUGUGGGUUAGCUCCAAGUGUGUUGAGUUGUGAAAGCACCCAAAUUGGAAGCUUAUGUACUAUUCAUUAUUAUUCGGUGAGUGCUACAAUUCUUUUGGGUUCUCUCUCUCUCUUAUCUAGAACAACAAAUGGAUUGGAUUCAAUUGGUAAAAUUUUGGUUGCUAUUAUUGGGACCUUAAAUGAGUCUUCAUUUCGGCA